Molecule: messenger RNA, 1944 nt
Organism: Clonostachys rhizophaga
Lineage: Eukaryota; Fungi; Ascomycota; Sordariomycetes; Hypocreales; Bionectriaceae
Source: the annotation of a GenBank genome assembly
AUGUUUCUUAUCGAUCUACCCAAUGAAAUAUUACGCGCGAUAUGCGAGGACCAGAGGCUUUCCCAAAAAGACCUCUACUCCAUCACACGAACUUGCAGCAAGCUAUUCCACAUUUCUGUUCCGUACCUCUAUCGCAUCAAUUACUUGAGCCAAGAUGGCUCGGCAGUCGCAUGGGCCAUAAAAGAAAAAAGAAUGGAGAUGAUCCAGCGAGCGCUCGAUUCGGGACUGGACGUGGUGCGGCCUCAUCACCUCCGUCUUGCCAUAGAACAUGGUCCAGGCGGCCUUUUUACCAAGCUAUGGGAGCACAAAGCGCAACACGGAGAUAUCCCAGACCCGAACACGUAUAAACGCGAUGAGAGCCUUAUUUGUAUUGCCACUUGCUACGGGAGGCACGACGCUGUCAAGACCUUGUUAGAGACUGGCAAAAUUUCCACCAAUGAUCGUAAUGACGCGUUAUGCCAUGCAGUGUAUAAUGGAACUCCUUUUGUACUUCCCCGAGUGCAUGGCGCCAGUGCCGUGACACAAAAUUAUCGCCCCAUUGGUUCUUUGCGCACUGCGGCUGAGUUCUGCUUUGAGCGCUCUGUAAUCCGCCCUGCUGGGAAAAACCUUGACGAUUACCUGGAGACAGCAAGGCUCCUCCUUCAUCACGGGUUGGAAAUCGAGCACAGGGACGAAGGGGGUCGGACUGCUCUGCAUGGUGCCGUCAUGAUUGGAGACUGUCAAAUGGUCGAGCUGCUUGCCUCAUACGGAGCCGACCCAACUGCCAGAGUACCAUAUUCAGGGUGGACGACCCUCCAUACAGCGAGCUUAUAUGGUUGUCAGCUCGAGAUGUUUGAGCUUCUUCUGCGUCUGGGCGCCGAUGCUUCUGCGGUAGAUGACGAACGUCGAAGUCCGCUCUUCUGGAUGGCGAGCCUCAAGGAACCAGCACCAGUAGUCAAGGCUCUCCUGGAGAGCGGCGCUAGCAUAAACGCCGACGAAGACAGACAUACUCCUCUUCACGAAGCAGCUGCCCGUGGUUCGGUCAAACUGGUCGAGGCCCUCGUCGAGCAUGGGGCUGAUGUGAACGCUACCGAUCGUCAGCGCGCAACUCCAUUUUAUUAUGCCGUCCGGCAUGCUGCUCCUAGCGAAGUUAUCAAGUUCUUAGUUGAUCACGGCGCGAGGACAACCAUGACAGGAAAACUAGGUCAGGGUGCAAUGUUGUCUGCGGCUCAGAAAGGCACUGCAGACACCAUGCGUGCAGUGCUUGAAAAUGUUGCAAAUCUCAAAGAGGUUAUGGGAUGGGUGGAUCUCAGGGAAUACAAGGAAUUCCCGCAGUCGUUGCUACAUGUGGCUGUUAUCCGCGAGUCCCAGGAAAUGAUUGAUGUAAUAAUACAAUUCGGGGGUCAUGAAGGGUACUUGGCAAAAGAUAGAGGAGGUCGUCUGCACCAGGGCGCAAUAACAGGAGACUUUGCCCUGAUGCAGUCGGUCCUAGAUGAAGGUGCAUCACUUGACGCAGACAGGAAUCGCUUUGGCCGCACAGCUCUCGUUGUUGCCAUCCACGUAGGGGCCACUUCUUCUAUUGACUGGCUACUCAAGAAAGGGGCCAAAGCGAACGCACGCGACAAAACGGACAACAAGUCUACGCCACUUCACCACGCGACCGAUCGAAAUGCGAUAGCAGCGGUGGAGUUGCUUCUCAAACACGGAGCCAGAGUAGGACUAAAGAACGGCGGUGGAGAGACGGCACUCCACAUCGCCUCGUGGUCUGGUGCACCCGAGAUAGCCAAGAUGCUCCUUGAGUCUGGCGCCAGCAUCUGGGACCAGGAUGAUGAAGGUGCGACACCCGUAGAGUAUGCCGCAAUAUACCAUCGUAAAACUGUGCUCCCGUUGCUCAGUGAGAAGGUUGGAAAGUCUCGCAUUUCGAGACGCAGAUUUCGGGAAGUGACUUCCCGCUACGGUAUCUAG